UGAGCAACCGCGAAGGGGAGGUGCCCACUGGCACUUCCGGACUCGUGAGGCUGCGUUGCGCGCGGAGCACUCUGGGACUGUUAGUUUUCGAGAUGGAACGAGCGGCGCAGCAAGCAGUGCCUCUGGGUCAGAUGGAAGUGUUUCAGGCCCUGCAGCGGCUGCACAUGACCAUAUUCUCCCAGAGUGUCUCACCCUGUGGGAAGUUCCUGGCAGCUGGCAACAAUUAUGGACAGAUAGCUAUCUUUAGCUUGUCUGCUGCUUUGAGCUCCGAGGCCAAAGAGGAAAGUAAGAAGCCCAUGGUGACCUUCCAAGCCCAUGACGGGCCCGUCUACAGCAUGGUCUCCACUGAUCGACAUCUGCUGAGUGCUGGGGAUGGGGAGGUGAAGGCCUGGCUUUGGGCAGAGAUCCUUAAGAAGGGCUGUAAGGAGCUGUGGCGUCGUCAGCCCCCAUACAGGACCAGCCUGGAAGUACCUGAGAUCAAUGCUCUGCUUCUCGUGCCCAAGGAGAAUUUGCUCAUCCUGGCGGGGGGAGACUGUCAGCUGCAUGCAAUGGACCUUGAGACAGGGACCUUCAUGUGGGCCCUCCGGGGCCACACGGACUACAUCCACUGCUUGGCACUGCGGGAGCGGAGCCCCGAGGUGCUGUCGGGUGGCGAGGAUGGGGCCGUGCGGCUUUGGGACCUGCGCACGGCCAAGGAGGUCCAGACGAUUGAGGUCUACAAGCACGAGGAGUGCUCGAGGCCCCACAACGGGCGCUGGAUCGGAUGUUUGGCAACUGACUCGGACUGGAUGGUCUGCGGAGGAGGCCCAGCACUCACUCUCUGGCACCUCCGAUCCUCCACACCCACCACCGUCUUCCCCAUGCGGGCGCCACAGAAGCAUGUCACCUUCUACCAGGACCUGAUUCUAUCAGCUGGACAGGGCCGCUGUGUCAACCAGUGGCAGCUGAGCGGGGAGCUCAAGGCCCAAGUGCCUGGCUCCUCCCCAGGACUGCUAAGCCUCAGCCUCAACCAGCAACCAGCAGCCCCUGAGUGCAAGGUCCUGACAGCCGCGGGCAACAGCUGCAGGGUGGAUGUCUUCACUAAUCUGGGCUACAGAGCUUUCUCUCUAUCCUUCUGACCUCCAACAGUGUUUCCACCUCCAUCUCAGGGGUUCACAGUGUUUUCUUUUUUUUUUUUCUUCUUUUUUUAAUACAAAUAAAAUUAGUGGCUUUUUUU
This is a messenger RNA of Cervus elaphus (red deer), 1216 nucleotides long. It is a transcript of the gene THOC6, whose product is annotated as THO complex 6. Gene Ontology annotation, biological process: mRNA export from nucleus. Gene Ontology annotation, molecular function: protein binding. Gene Ontology annotation, cellular component: THO complex; transcription export complex. The record is from RefSeq and is a predicted model, not a curated record. NCBI's taxonomy places the organism in Eukaryota, Metazoa, Chordata, Mammalia, Artiodactyla, Cervidae. The transcript has 13 exons. Bases 93 to 1118 code for a protein of 341 amino acids.